Molecule: messenger RNA, 2837 nt
Organism: Amoebophrya sp. A25
Lineage: Eukaryota; Dinophyceae; Syndiniales; Amoebophryaceae
Source: the annotation of a GenBank genome assembly
GCGGGUAGUAGGGCUGACACGAGAAAAGAUCAUAUUUGCCGCUGCAGCGCGUCACCCACCACGACCUCCGUGAAGAUGAUAUAGAGAAGCAGCAUCUUCAAGAAGCGGUUGCAUAACCUUGUGAUCGUACUUUAUGCUUAUUGACUGACAUCAAAAAUAUCUGACUCAUCUAAAAAGUUCUGUCGCUCGUCAUAGAUCUAGGUGAGCAUAACCACUACAACUACCACUUCUACAAGAUCAUCAACAUGGGGCUCUUAUUCUUUCGCAAGGACAGUUUUCUGUUUCCGGCAUGGUUGACCUGCCACUUAGCUGGAAUGACGUCACACGCAGGUGCAGUAUUCGUCACGACUCCGGCAGCCCAUGGGCAAACAAGUGCAGAACAACAACAAGGUGUGGAAGAAGAUUCAUCUACUCAAGAACAGCCCCCUCUUGCGCCAUCUUCGUUGCGGGAAGAAGAUUCAUCUACUCAAGAACAGCCUCCUCUUGCGCCAUCUUCGUUGCGAACAACUUUGAAGAAGGAUCUGAAAAAUCUUUUGACGUGCUGCUCCCGACGAUGGCGUCAGCCGUCCUCCACGCCUUUGCUCCGUGACGAAGAUCAGCAAGGAGAACCUGUUGGCACAUCCACAACAGACACCACUGCAAAAGCUCCAGCGAGGACCCAGAACAGUGGCAAUGUUGAGGCCGAGCAGAGGGGUGAGGAGGCAUCUAUGACAAACGCAGAGGACCGAGUUGAAGGCCAAGGUGAACAACAGGCUCCUGCAGGAGAAGAAGAAGCCCCUCAAGCCCCUCAAGCAGAACCAGAAGUAGCAGACCAGGUAGAGAGCGAUUUGGAGUACGCUGACGAGGAGGAACCAGGUGUGGCAGACCACAGUGACGACCAAGUUGUGCAGGAAGCAGAACGGUUUGUGACGAGACUGAACGCGCCAGAAAACGCUGCCCGCAGACCGCUCGUUGACCGAUUCUUCAAGUCCAGAACGGCUAGCCCAGCGUCGUGGGAGUACUUUCAGUUAGGCGCGCGUGGCAACAAACUCUCUAGGGUGUUGCAUGCGCGACUGGAUCAUGACCGUGUGCGAGAAUACGCCGAAGACUUGGUGAAGCACCGUUUCCCUCGCGUUCUGCCGGACCUGGAGCAGCUUCGUCGCCAAUUUCUGGAUGACCAGCAAAGUUUAUGACUUUGACUUUAAAUUAGGUAAGUUAGUCUAGUUGUGAAGUUUGUCUAGUAGUUAAGUUAGUUUCGUUGAGUUAGUAUGCAGAUGCUUAUGUUCUUAGAAAUUCUUUGCAAGAAGGAUGACCGAAGAUGUUCUUUCUGAAGAUGCUAGCUGCUGACUACAGCAUGCAGUGCUAGAAUCUCAAUCUUAAAGAUCACGACCGGCAUAGAAGUCCUCUCCUUAGAUAGCCUAAGCAUCACAAAUUAGAAUUACGUCCUCAUCUUCUAACCUAAGUCCGUGCACGAAAUGCCAUUGCCCGCCAGAACCGAAUCACGGCACUGGAAUGGAGGAGAAGUAGGGCUUUUGAGCGUGGACCCCGCGAAUUUAAGGAUCAUCAUAUUUAUUAUUUUGAGCGUGGACCCCGUGAAUUUAAGGAUCAUCAUAUUUAUUAUUUUGAGCGUGGACCCCGUGAAUUUAAGGAUCAUCAUAUUUAUUAUUACAUCCUUCGACGGACAACUUCUUUUUACACUACAACAUUAAUGCAUCCUGUAAGACUAAGACCAGGACAGGAGCAUCCUUGGCUCUACUCGGCCUAGUAAGAUAGAAGAAGUCCGCAGGGAUGCUCUUCUGAAAAAAAGUGCAAAAAUCAUGUCACAGCCUGGCCUGCUCUUCUAAUGUGUCGUUUGCUGGAGACGAAUACGCAUUUGAGGAGGAAAAGAACCCAGAUGAAUGGGAAAUGACACCAAACGAAAUCAUCACUAUCGCAGAGAACAAUCAGCCACAAUUGACUUAAGCCUUCCCCUAACCCAUCUUCGGAAGCAUCCUGGCGAGACUUUCCAAGGGGAAAAACCCCCAGGGCGGAUCUCGAGAUGGAUUCGGGUGAGCUCUAAUUGACGUGGCAUCUCAUGUUCUUUGUGGAGGAUGCAGAGUGGAAGGAAAUCUUUCUCACAGUGCUUCUUAUGGGCCAGAAGCAAGGGUGAAUAUUAGACAGUGAACAAACUUGAUUGAAGAUGUCCUCUGCUUGUUUUUUUCUACAGUCUGUCAUAAUUUUCUGAGUGGUCUGUACCUGUAGUUGACUCUUCUAAUUUGAAAACAGAAAUCACAAUCGCCCAAGCGUCGGAUGAUGUGGGUCCGAGAAUGCGGCUUAGCCUUAUGGGCCAGAUUUUCGUGUUGGUUGAGAUACUUCUAGAACAUGCGAACGAGCACACGGCGAUUGAAAGUGGAGCGUUCUAGAAGAAUCAAUCACCGUGGCGAUUGAAAAUGGAUGUAGAAGAAUCGUCAGGGUCCGAUAGGGGAUGAGACUGAGGAGAUCAAUACUGUAUUUGGCCCAGCAAUGUUGGCUCUUGGAUAAAAACUACAACAACACGUACUUAGAUGAAAAUACAACAUUUUUUAGUUCUUCUUGUGUAUCUUUAUCGAGUUCUCAACAUAGAAGUAUUAAAGCCAUAUCAUAGUCAUACUCAUACAUACAUAUUAGUAGUAGAGAAUAUCGUCUCCAAGCUGAAGCACGUGGACUUCAUGGGGAAGGGACGUCGACUGGCCAGUUUUAUGAGCAUUUCAAGGAUUCUUGACUGUAGAUGAAUCGUUUUCGUUAUUUAUAAUACGUCAUACGAUACGAGUUAUCAUGAAAAACCAUCAAACAAGCAAAGGGUCACUCCUGGUCUGCAAUUGCGCACCACGGAAGGGGAC